This is a messenger RNA of Solanum dulcamara, 1215 nucleotides long. RefSeq names its product sec14 cytosolic factor-like. The transcript has 6 exons. The record is from RefSeq and is a predicted model, not a curated record. Bases 127 to 867 code for a protein of 246 amino acids. NCBI's taxonomy places the organism in Eukaryota, Viridiplantae, Streptophyta, Magnoliopsida, Solanales, Solanaceae.
UUUUUUUCUGUGUAUUUCUUUCCCCAAAAACUUUGAACUUACAGGAAAAAAAACACUGUUAAAUUUGUCUUCUCCUUCCUCCAAAACCAUUCUUUUCAAGUUUGGGAAUAAAAAAGAAAACUGAAAAUGGAAAGAAAUCAAGAAAUUGCAUUGACCCAAAUGAGGAAAUCAGUUGAAAAGCUUGGAUCUUCCACUGAUAGUUAUGGAGAGAAGACAUUGAUGAGGUUCUUGAUUGCAAGAUCAAUGAACCCAGAGAAAGCUGCAAAGAUGUUUUGUCAGUGGAAAAAAUGGAGGGCUGAAAUGGUUCCACUUGGGUACAUCACUGAUUCUGAAGUUGCAGAUGAAUCAGCAGCUGAAAAAGUUUAUUUGCAGGGAUUGUCCAAGAAUGGGUAUCCUGUUUUGAUAAUCAAAGUUAACAAGCAUUUUCCUUCCAAGGAUCAAGUUCAAUUCAAGAAAUUCGUGGUUCAUGCACUAGACAAAACAAUUGCAAGUUUGUUCAAAGGUAGAGAAAUAGGAAAUGAGAAAUUUAUUGGAAUUCUUGAUCUCCAGAAUAUAACCUAUAGCAAUGUUGAUGUUCGUGGAAUGAUCACUGGUUUUCAGUUUUUACAGGCAUACUACCCUGAGCGCUUAGCUACUUGUUACCUUUUACACAUGCCACAAUUCUUUGUCACCAUAUGGCGAUUUAUUUGUCGCUUCCUUGAUAAAGCAACUCAACAGAAGAUGAGGAUUGUCAUAAGUGAAGAACAAAAGGAAGAGUUCAUCAGAGAGGUCGGUGAAGACAUCUUACCAGAGGAAUAUGGAGGGCGUGCUAAACUUGUACUUCUGCAGGAUGUUGCUGUGAACCACUAUCACAAAGUAGAGGAAUAAUAGAAAUGUGAAAUAAGAUGAAAAAGAAUAGCUUCAUAGACAUACUACUAUAGAGUACUAUUUAUGUUUCUAAAAGUUUUACAUCUUGUUUACUUCUAGUCAUACUAGAUGGAGGUUGACCAGAGACGGCCACAAGGUUUGCCUAGAAGCAGUCACUCUUGAAAGAAUGCGUAAUAGUGGCCCGUGACGGACCCAUUCUAGUCAUACUAUGUCUCCGAGCACGGGCCCGACAUGUGUAAUUCUUAUGAAAAUUUUUUCUUAGUUCUUUUGAGGUAAUACUGAUAAUAAAAAAAGAUAGUUGUACCUCUACAAAGUGUCAUUGUAUUUUCUUUUCAAUAAUACUGGAAA